Molecule: messenger RNA, 1047 nt
Organism: Aureobasidium melanogenum CBS 110374
Lineage: Eukaryota; Fungi; Ascomycota; Dothideomycetes; Dothideales; Saccotheciaceae
Product: PAF acetylhydrolase family protein
Exons: 1
Coding region: 1-1047 (348 amino acids)
Molecular function (GO): 1-alkyl-2-acetylglycerophosphocholine esterase activity
Source: RefSeq, a predicted model, not a curated record
AUGGAACUCGUGGACACCUCGCGGAACGACACUUAUGCUACCAAACCGGAACCUCGACGUAUCAUGGUCUCUGCCUACUAUCCAGCCGCUGCUUCGAAGAAAUGCCAGCCCGUCAUGCUCUCAUACAUGCCUCCUGCCACCGCAGCUGUCUACGACAAGAUCUACGCACCCAUCGGGAUACCCAACGGCACAUUCGCCUCCUUCGAACUUUCCACUUGUGCUUUCAACCGCAGAGAUCGCAGUCGCGGUCCUAACAACUUCCCUAUCGUCAUUUUCUCGCCUGGUCUGGGCAAUUCCCGUCUUUUGUAUGGUGCAAUGGCUCAAUCUCUGGCUAGUCAUGGUUACGUGGUUAUUACCAUUGAUCACGCCUAUGAUGCGAAUAUCGUCGAAUAUCCCGACAAGUCUAUUGCACUUGCAGUCGAUAUUUCAACUACUGAGCAGAUUACAGCAGACGUGCUUGUUCGCCAACACGAUAUUUCUUUCCUGAUUGACCAGUUGCACAAUUGCUCCAUCAGGAACCAACUCUUCCACGAUAUCGCAAGCAUGAGGUCUUUGGACAGAAUCCUUAUGAUGGGACAUUCUCUGGGCGGUGCCACAGCUGCAGCUGCAAUGCUUGCUGAUCAGCGUAUAGUCGCUGCUGUCAACCUUGAUGGAACUAUGUUCGGCGAUGUCUUAAAUGAUGGCUUGUCUUCUCCAUUCAUGAUCAUGAGCCAUGCGGGCAAGAAUCUGAGUACUGAUGCUUCUUGGAACAAAGUCUGGCCCAAAGUCACGGGCACAAAGGUUGCUGUUACGCUUAAUGGCACUGUGCAUGGUUCUUACUCUGAUCUGUCUUUGUUGGCUAGUACUCUGGGAUUAGAGACAAAGGACGAUGCAAAGAUUGGAGAGCUGCUGGGUACGAUGAAUGGAAAGACAGCCAUCGAGAAUGUUAAUGGUUUUGUUGGACAGUUCUUUGAGUUUGCGAGAGGACUGUCGAAGGAUUUGCUACCGAGAGAUAUGCCUGAGAAAUUUCCCGAGGCAAGAGUGCUGGACAAACAUGUUCAUAAGUAG